CAUUGAAAGAUGAGAUUCCUCGCAUCCAUGUGAAAGGCGCGUGUUUGGAAAAACACACAAGCUAGGUGGGCAUUUAUGCCGUUGUUAGGUGACGGUGCAUACGGUUACAGUAUAUUGCAGGUAUAUACAGUCUGCAGGUAUACGCAGAUCAUUUUGAGUGAUUGAUUGCUUUUGUUCUGUGGGGAACGAACUCCUGAUGGACCAUGAGAUUCAUCUGAUGAUGGAAGAAGAGCGCAGUCGGACUAAAGAGCGUCUGGAGGUCAGUUUGGCGUGGCUGUGUGAGCUCGAUAUAUUGAAGCAGCGGCAGGAGAGCCUCGUUCUGGGCGCCCUGGCGCUCGGGGACACAGUGCCGGGGUUCCCGACGUGGGGUGAUGUCGGUCCGGCCCGCAGCAGCAGAGAGCACGAGCAGUUGACUCUACGGCGCCAACUGAACCGGCUCCAGGACGCCCCCAGCCUGCUGAUACUGGCACUGCAAGAGCAGCUCAGUGAGUUGAGCGUGGAUACAGGACUCACAUGUGAGCAAAAUACAGAGGAGGAACUGGACAGCCCCAGUGCAUCCAGCUCAGGUUUUUAUGAGCAAAGUGAGUGUCUGUCUCCUUCACUGCGUACUUGUUCCUCUCCAUACUUUGCUGUCCCCAGUCACAGGCCCAGAUCUGUGGAUGCCUACAUGCUGGACUGGGAGGGUCAUAUGGAGCCCCCAAUACAUACCACCCUACCCCGCUCAUUUUCUGCCCCUUACCCCCCUUUAGAGGGUAUCGCUGAGGGAACAGAGGAGGAAGAGGAUGAUGAAGAUAGCACUCAAUGGGCCACAGAUCCGAGGGAGGAGUUUGGUUCAUUGUCUGUUGAGGACGAAAGCCUUACACCCGAGUUAAGUCUCACCGAAGAUGCUACAGUAAAAACAGAUGAUGGCCCAACAGCAGAGGACAUCCAGCGGGCCAUGCGUGUAGAAACAUACAUCCUGACCCUCCUGCAGCGUCGACACCACAGGGCGAUCUCUGAACUCAACUCUGAUCUUAAUCUGUGGCAGUACCCAUACCAGGAAAGUUACCCAGACCAACUCAAACAGCAUGAAUGGGCUCCCCUCUCAGAGAAUGAGAACCAGGAUGAUGAUCCCCAAGAGGGAUGUUACAUGAACCUUCUUAAUUCCCAGACUGGACCAACUUCACUCGACAGCGAGAAUCCAGAGUCCUCCUUGGAGAUGGAUCAAUAUGGAGUCGCAGAUGUCAGCUCCAGCACUGACGAAACCGACUCACCUCAGCAUCAACGUGGUUAUUUUGAAUGCCACCCCACUAUGUUGGACACCACGAAACCACAUAUUCACACCUGUUGCAAUCAGACCUGCUCAGCUAUGCCCCGUGAGCAACACCAGCUUCUUGCUUCUCCUCAAGACUGGGCUCUUUUUCGCUCUCUAACAAGAAGUUCAAAAGAAAGGUGGACGUCUAGAGGAAACGGACACACCAGCACUACCAGUCGUUCUCGGUCAGAGGAUGGUUCUUCCUCUCAAGGAUGGGCCACCUUGGCAGAGCACAAAUAUUUUACAGUGGGACGGGACAAGGACAGGCAACACGGUGACACAUUUUCUACAUCCAGUCAGCGGCUCUGGUGCUCCUCGGCCGAUGUCAGUCAAGAGGAGAACGAGGGAGCUUAUAGAGCGGAGGUGCGUGAAAGCAGACACAACCAUGCAUCUGGACACAGUUUUGUUCAGUUAAUGAAGCAGGAUCAGAGGGUAGGGAAGGGGUUGGAGAGGGCUGUUGAGCCAACCGAUGGUUCUGACUCCAGUCUGAGUGGGACUUUCUCCCCAGGGUCCAGUUCGGCAUCUAGCGAUUCAGACGAGAGUGGAGGGCUUGUCUGGCCUCAGCAAUUGCCCCCUCGCUUGCCCCCGUCUUCUUCCAACCAAAAUCCCUCCAAUUCUGUGGUCAAGAUUAAAGCCUCGCACGCACUAAAAAAGAAGAUCAUGCGCUUUCGCUCAGGAUCUCUUAAACUCAUGACCACUGUCUGAGUCGUCAAAGGAAUACAUAAACAUCUAUGCCCACUUCAUAGCACUUGCUGAGUACUGUGGAUCACAUUUUUGCCAUACUUGAAGAGUUCAUCUAAGGGUGUUUUAUACUUUUAAACAGAAAUUCCGAAUGUUCCAGAAAUUCAUAUUGAGUGGAUGUAAGGGAUCUCAUAAAUCUAAACUUGUCUUCAUAUCUCAUAAGAGAAAUUACAAAGAGAUGUCUUUUAUAUCUUAUUGUUCCUCCUAGAUGGUAUUGAGAUUAAAUGGAAAGCAGAUAGAACAUUUUGGAUGUUUCUUGCAGGUCCUGAAAAACCCAUCAGAAAACUUUCACAUCUUCAUAUCUGAAAUCCAUUAAAUUUUAAUAUCCCAAACAUUUCACCUCAAAUAGAUCCAAAACCAGAUUAUCCAAGCUAUAAAAUCCGCAAUAUUCUUUUAAAUUUUUUACAUCUAUUUUAACAAUAGUCUCAUUUGCAUGAAUUUCUAUUUCUCCUAACCAAUUUCUUUUUGGAGAAACACCUGAUACAAAGUUGAUGCUUAAAGAAGUCGUUGCUAAGAAGAAUGUUGUUUUGUGCUUUUGGUGUAAUGCAAUGUGUUUACUUGGUUUUAGGGUUAAAACACAUUAUUUUUCACUAACCACAUAUAAGUCCUGCCUUUCUGAAACACAUUAGGUGUGUUCGAUUUCAUGCGGCGCUGCUCAGACCGAUCGGCGGCUGACUUGAAGCAGUGCAUGCCGGUUAGUAAUUUUUUCCGACUUGUGCUGGCGCAGAAGGCACGUGACUUUGUCAUAUGGUUUUAAAGUACCGCGAGAGCGCUUCGAGAGUAGCCAGCUAGCUCAGCCAGCGCAGCCUCUCCAAAGCGGCUGCACAGAGUUCCGACGACGACACAGCUUGUCGUGAUUGGUCGCCUCAUUAAUGACAACGAUCAUGUGGUUUUCAUGUUUAAUCCAACCUUCAGUUCAACGAGUAAACAUUAUAAAUUCAUGUUUUUAUAAGAUGAAGAAACACGUGUAUAUACAUAAAUAUGUUAUAUUGUGUAAAAUAAAAAGAAGCAACAUACCAAACUAUAUUGGUAUUUUAAUAAUGUAGGCCUGUUUCCUGUUAUUUUUGGACAUACAGUAUAAACAGCAAUUAAAAUAUUCAAUAUAAAAUGUUUCUGGUUGCAAAUGUAUUUUAAAAGGUUUGUUUUUCACAAAUUAACCAUCUAAUUAAAUUAAUUCGCGAAAAAUAAAAGGAAACACGGCAAACACGUCACCAGGGCAAGCAGCAGUGAUGGGUCGGUCUUCAACUUCUCCCUCGACUGCAAGCGGCAAAUCUUGCCGAUUGAUCUGCGCAGCGCCGCAUGAGCUCGAACACACCUUUUGAUUUUUACAAAGAACAGCAUUUUGAAUAGAGUGGUGUGCUGUGAUUGGCUAGCUAUGUAGUGACUUGUGAUUGGCCGAAUACCUCAGGUGAUGGAAAGUUACUCCCCUUACCAUAUUUGAAUUAUCAGCUCCCAAUGCACAGUGUCUCCAAGUCAUGGCGGUGACCGCAACAAUACUACAGCGAGAAUAAAGGUUACGCCUUUUUUCUUUGGGUAUAGUAUUGGGCGGUGUUAGGCAAAUCUUCCCACACAGUGAUGUAGUGAGGCGUUUUAGAAAGGCGUGAAUGAGCCUUCACUUUUAGAAAGAAUAUCUCUUUGGGUUUGAGCUUUUGAUCUUUGUAUAUUUAUGCAUCUUUUAUGCACAAACAGCUUUUAACACUCCAGAGACAAAAGAAAACAUUAAAUUGCAUCAUAUGACCCUUUUAAAUGAAACCUAUACACUCUUAUAAAUAAAGGUGUUUAAAAGGCUCCUCAGAAAAAAGUUUCACUACAAAAAACAUUUUGUAAAACAGAAAGGUUUUUUGGAUGUUAAAAGUUUUUUUUAUUUGAAGGCAUCGUGAAACACUUUUAGCAAUACGUUUUUCCUCUGGGAUUAUUUAUUACAUUUCAUUUUUUUGUUACAUUUAUUAUGUUGUGAACAAGAAAGUUAUAUUGGUUUGGAACGACAUGAGGAUGAACCACUUUAAUGCUAUGUCCUAUGUGUUUUCUCUAUAUUUUGCACAAGAGAUAAGUAUGCGUGAUAAAAAUUUUGUAGCAUGUUUGUUAAAGGAUUACUCCGUUUUCUUUAAACAAAUCCAGAUAAUUUACUCCCCCCCAUGUCAUCCAAAAUGUUGAUGUCUUUCUUUGUUCAGUCGAGAAGAAAUUAAGUUUUCAAUUUAAUAGAAUUUAUUGGACCUCAACAGUUUACAGUUUCAAUGCAGUUUAAAAUAGCAGUUUCAAAAACAGCUUCAAAGGGCUUAAAACAAUCCAAAAUGAGGCAAAAUGGUUUAAAAAGGCACUUUUAAACCACAACUUCUCGUCUUGCACCAGCUGUGUGACGCGCCAGCGUGACCUCACGUAAUGUGUAAUCUAGUGUUCGCAAGUGUGGAGAAAGACCGUUCCGACGUUGUUGUAUGAGGAAUGAUACUAAUGUCUUGGUGUCAGUUUAUUGUUUAAAGGAUAAUUCUGGUAUUUAACACUUUGAGUCUCAUUUCUGGUUUGUUUUGGGUGCACUACAGUGAUGGACACAGAAAUUUUG
Messenger RNA from Paramisgurnus dabryanus, 4592 nucleotides. It is a transcript of the gene dact3b, whose product is annotated as dishevelled-binding antagonist of beta-catenin 3b. The record is from RefSeq and is a predicted model, not a curated record. Gene Ontology annotation, biological process: negative regulation of canonical Wnt signaling pathway. Lineage: Eukaryota; Metazoa; Chordata; Actinopteri; Cypriniformes; Cobitidae. Gene Ontology annotation, cellular component: cytoplasm.